Molecule: messenger RNA, 758 nt
Organism: Penaeus vannamei (Pacific white shrimp)
Lineage: Eukaryota; Metazoa; Arthropoda; Malacostraca; Decapoda; Penaeidae
Source: RefSeq, a predicted model, not a curated record
GUUGUAAUAUAAUAAUCUUUCUCAUUGCAACAGAGAUGACGACGGACUUCUGGGUGGGAGGCCGGUACACGAAGGACACCGAGGCCUGGACGUGGCUGGACGACGCCCCGAUGGACCUCGGCUCGCCCUACUGGGCCGUCAGACACACCAACAGCUGCAGCAGCGCCAGCAGGAGUCGGCGCCACACGCCAAGCCUGAAGACGUCGCCUACUGGACCAACACUUCGGCCUGCUACCACUACGAGCAGGCGCCGCGGCGCGACUCCCAGCAGCUCUGCGCCGCCGUCACCUUCCGCCACUACUUCUACAUUAGCGACGAGGACUGCCUGGGCGUCAGGAGCCCUCUGUGUGAACAUGUUCCCAGCACCGCUCAUGACCUCACCCUCGCUGGCAGUCCGUGAGCACCUGAUGCUUUUCGAAAGGAAAACUUGCCAGAAGUAAAAUGCCUUUGAUAUAGUUAUGAAUGAAUUCUAUGAGCAACCAUCCUGUAACGCUUUUUCAAAUUAUGUCAUGAUUUUCAGUUUAGCUUGUUUCCAGUAAAAUCCACACCUAUUUUUAACCCAUAUGCAAUUGCUUUGAUAGAAAGGGUUAUAUCAAAUGAGAAUCAGUUUACGUAGCAUGAAAUGCAAAAAGACGUUUAUCUUUUCAUUUCUUUUAAAGUGACAUUUGAGUGCAUCGUAAAGUUAAAACAUUCUUACAGAAUAUUUUAUAAGAUAAUGAAAUGCCCUUAAUAAAGCAUCGUCAGUGUGUAGACCUAUC